UUGGCGGCGGGGCGGCGCGCUGGACCCCCGGCUCUCGGCACCCCACCAACCCUAGAGGUCGCGGAACCGCGGGCGGGUCAUGGCCACGCUGCCCAGCGCCGAGCGCCGCGCCUUUGCGCUCAAGAUCAACAGGUAUUCUUCGGCAGAAAUCAGGAAACAGUCCACUCUCCCGCCAAACCUCGGCCAGCACCACCGGCAGAGCAUGAGUACGUCUGGCUUCCCCUCUCUUCAGCUACCUCCGUUUUAUGACCCCGUGGAGCCAGUGGACUUUGAAGGACUUCUGAUGACACACCUGAACAGCCUGGAGGUGGAGCUGGUCCAGGAGCUGGGAGACUUCACCGAUGACGACUUGGAUGUUGCAUUCACGCCCAAGGAUUGUCGGACCUUGCAGCCCUCUCUGCCUGAGGAAGGGGUUGAAUUGGAUCCUCAUGUCAGGGACUGUAUUCAGACGUAUAUUCGGGAGUGGCUGAUUGUGAACCGGAAAAACCAAGGAAAUUCAGAGAUUCGUGGCUUUCAAAAGAGUGGAUCUCGAAAAGAUUUUCAUAAGACGCUUCAGAAACAGACGUUUGAGUCAGAAACCUUGGAGAGCAGUGAACCGGCUGAUCAGAGAGACCCCUGCCGCUUAAAAGCGCUGUGCGAUGUGUCUGGGAAAGGUCCCCUCACUGCCUGCGGCUUCGACCUCCGCAGCCUGCAGCCCGACCAGCGCCUUGAAAACCUGCUGCAGGUGGUGAGCGCCGAGGACUUCGAGAAGCAGAACGAGGAGGCCCGAAGGACCAAUCGGCAGGCAGAGCUCUUCGCCCUGUAUCCACCCGUGGAUGAGGAGGAUGCUGUGGAAAUCCGUCCAGUACCAGAAUGUCCAAAGGAACAUCUAGGCAACCGAAUACUGGUGAAGUUGCUGACCCUGAAAUUUGAGAUUGAAAUUGAGCCUCUGUUUGCCAGCAUUGCCCUGUAUGAUGUUAAAGAAAGGAAAAAGAUCUCAGAAAAUUUUCACUGUGACCUGAACUCUGACCAACUGAAAGGAUUUCUGCGAGCUCAUACACCUGCAGUUGAUCCAUCGAGCCAAGCAAGAUCUGCAGUCUUCUCCGUCACCUACCCGUCCCCAGACAUCUACCUGGUAGUCAAGAUUGAAAAAGUCCUGCAACAGGGGGAAAUUGCAGACUGUGCAGAGCCUUACAUGGUGAUCAGAGAAAGUGAAGGUGGAAAGAGCAAAGAAAAGAUUGAAAAACUGAAACUUCAAGCAGAGGCCUUCUGCCAGCGUCUGGGGAAAUACCGGAUGCCCUUCGCCUGGGCUCCCAUUAGCUUAGCAAACGUUUUCAACCUCUCCACCCUUGAAAGGGAGGGAGCGGAAGCAGAGCCCGUGGCUGGAAGAAGCUCUUCAGGUGAGCGGAGGACUUGGUCCCAAUCCAGAAGACUGUCCGAACGAGCCCUCUCUCUGGAGGAAAAUGGAGCUGGAUCUAGCUUCAAAGCCACCACCAUGACCAUUAACAGCUUUUUCAAGCAGGAGGGAGACCGUCUUAGUGAUGAAGACUUGUUCAAGUUCUUAGCUGACUACAAGAGAUCUUCAUCCUUACAGAGAAAAGUCAAGUCAAUCCCAGGCUUACUCAAGCUGGAAAUAUCUCCCGCUCCAGAGGUGAUCAGCGGUUGCCUGACGCCUGAAAUGUUGCCUGUGAAACCCUUCCCCGAAAACCGGACUCGGCCACACAAAGAGAUUUUGGAAUUUCCCAUCCGAGAAGUGUAUGUCCCUCAUACUGUGUACAGAAAUCUUCUCUACGUCUACCCACAGAGGCUGAACUUCGCUAACAAGCUAGCAUCAGCCCGGAACAUCACAAUCAAAAUCCAGUUCAUGUGUGGAGAAGACCCUAGCCAUGCUAUGCCGGUCAUCUUUGGGAAGUCUACGGGGCCUGAGUUUCUGCGGGAAGUGUACACAGCCAUCACCUAUCACAACAAGUCUCCGGACUUUUAUGAGGAAGUGAAAAUUAAGCUCCCUGCUAAGCUCACAGGAAGUCACCACCUCCUGUUCACCUUCUAUCACAUCAGCUGUCAGCAGAAGCAGGGCCCCUCCGUGGAAAGCCUCCUGGGAUAUUCAUGGUUGCCAAUCCUCUUGAACGAGCGGCUUCAAACGGGAUCCUACUGUCUCCCAGUCGCCCUGGAAAAGCUGCCACCCAACUACUCCAUGCACUCCGCCGAGAAAGUCCCAUUGCAGAAUUUCCCUAUUAAGUGGGCCGAAGGUCAUAAGGGGGUAUUUAAUAUUGAAGUGCAAGCUGUCUCUUCUGUUCACACCCAGGACAACCACCUGGAGAAGUUCUUCAUCCUCUGCCACUCCCUGGAGAGUCAGAUGACCUUCCCCAUCCGAGUGCUGGACCAGAAGAUCAGUGAGAGCACGCUGGAGCAUGAGCUCAAGCUCAGCAUCAUCUGGCUGAAUUCCUCCCGCCUGGAGCCGCUGGUGCUCUUCCUGCACCUGGUGCUGGACAAGCUCUUCCAGCUAUCCGUGCAGCCCAUGGUCAUUGCUGGCCAGACAGCCAACUUCUCCCAGUUCGCCUUCGAGUCUGUGGUGGCCAUUGCCAACAGCCUGCACAACAGCAAGGACCUGAGCAAGGACCAGCACGGGAGGAACUGCCUGCUGGCGGCCUACGUGUACUACGUCUUCCGUCUACCUGAGCUGCACAGGGAUGUCUCCAAGUCGGGUGGACCCACAUCUCUCUCUGACCCUCGCUACCACACGUACGGACGGACAUCUGCUGCAGCUGUGAACUCAAAGCUGCUGCAGGCCAGGGUGAUGAGCAGUAGUAACCCAGACCUGGCGGGCACCCACUGUGCUGCGGACGAGGAAGUCAAAAACAUCAUGUCUUCAAAGAUGUCUGAUCGCAACUGCAGCCGGAUGUCUUACUAUGGUUCUGGCAAUAACGAUGUUCCAAGUUCAAUGGCAGCUCCAAGGCCAGCCAGUAAAAAGCAUUUCCACGAGGAGCUUGCCCUGCAGAUGGUGGUCAGCACUGGGAUGGUGAGAGAAACAGUCUUCAAGUACUCCUGGUUCUUCUUUGAGCUUCUGGUGAAAAGCAUGGCUGAGUAUAUACAUAACCUGGACAAACGUGACAGUUUUCGGAGGACUCGUUUCUCUGACCGCUUCCAAGAUGACAUAACUACCAUUGUCAAUGUGGUCACCUCGGAAAUUGCAGCUCUUUUAGUGAAGCCUCAGAAGGAAAGUGAACAGGCAGAAAAGAUCAACAUCAGCCUGGCUUUCUUCUUGUACGACCUUCUCUCCCUCAUGGACCGUGUCUUUGUGUUUAACCUAAUCAGACAGUACUGCAACCAGCUCUCAGCCAAGCUCAAUAACCUCCCCACACUCAUUUCCAUGCGCCUGGAGUUCCUGAGAAUCCUCUGUAGCCACGAACAUUACCUCAACCUCAGCCUCUUCUUCAUGAAUGCUGAUCCUGCACCGGCCUCCCCUUGUCCCUCCAUAUCGUCCCAGAACUCCAGCUCCUGUUCCAGCUUCCAGGACCAGAAGAUCGCCAGCAUGUUUGACCUGACUCCUGAGUACCGCCAGCAGCACUUUCUCACUGGGCUCCUCUUGACCGAACUGGCCGCUGCGCUGGAUGCUGAGGGGGAAGGAAUCAGCAAAGUGCAGAGGAAAGCCGUGAGUGCCAUCCACAGCCUUCUGAGUUCUCAUGACCUGGACCCGAGGUGCGUCAAACCAGAGGUGAAGGUCAAAAUCGCCACCCUCUACCUACCUUUGGUAGGCAUCAUUUUGGAUGCUUUGCCGCAGCUAUAUGACUUUACGGGUGCAGAUGUGCGUAGUGGGAAGAGCCGCACCAACGGCUUAGAUGAUGACCAAGAUGUGGCCAGUUCAAUCAACCAGCACGUGGCCCUGGCUAUAGCAGGAAAUCAUUUUAAUUUGAAGACAAGUGGGACAAUGCUCUCUUCCUUGCCCUACAAGCAGUACAACAUGCUGAAUGCGGACACCACCCGGAACCUCAUGAUCUGCUUCCUGUGGAUCAUGAAAAAUGCAGAUCAGAGUCUCCUUCGGAGAUGGAUUGCCGACCUGCCAUCCAUGCAGCUGAACAGGAUUUUAGACCUGCUUUUCAUCUGCGUCUCCUGCUUUGAGUAUAAGGGAAAACAGAGUUCCGACAAAGUCAGCACUCAAGUCCUACAGAAGUCGAGGGAUGUCAAGGCCAGGCUAGAAGAGGCUUUGCUCCGGGGAGAAGGAGCCAGAGGAGAGAUGAUGCGUCGCUGCCGAGCUCCAGGGAAUGACCGAUUUCCAGGCCUAAAUGAGAAUCUGAGAUGGAGAAAAGAGCAGACACAUUGGCGGCAAGCUAAUGAGAAGCUAGAUAAAACAAAGGCAGAAUUAGAUCAAGAAGCCUUGAUAAGUGGCAAUCUGGCUACAGAAGCAAAUCUAAUCAUUCUAGAUAUGCAGGAAAAUAUUAUCCAGGCAAGUUCGGCUCUGGAUUGUAAAGACAGCGUGCUAGGAGGUGUCCUGAGGGUCCUGGUGAAUUCUCUGAGCUGUGAUCAGAGCACCACCUACUUGACUCACUGCUUUGCAACACUCCGAGCCCUCAUCGCCAAGUUCGGAGAUCUGCUGUUCGAGGAGGAGGUGGAGCAGUGUGCAGACCUGUGCCAGCGUGUGCUCCACCACUGCAGUAGCAGCAUCGAUGUCACCCGGAGCCAAGCCUGCGCCACCCUGUACCUCCUCAUGCGCUUCAGUUUUGGGGCCAGCAGUAACUUUGCAAGAGUAAAGAUGCAAGUGACCAUGUCCCUAGCCUCUCUGGUGGGCAAAGCCCCGGACUUCAAUGAGGAACACCUGAGAAGAUCCUUGAGGACUAUUUUAGCCUACUCAGAAGAGGACACCGCCAUGCAGACCACUCCUUUUCCCAUCCAGGUGGAGGAACUUCUCUGCAAUCUGAACAGCAUUUUGUAUGACACAGUGAAGAUGAGGGAAUUUCAGGAAGACCCUGAGAUGCUCAUGGAUCUUAUGUACAGAAUUGCCAAGAGUUACCAGACAUCUCCUGAUCUACGGCUCACCUGGCUCCAGAACAUGGCAGAGAAACACACCAAGAAGAAGUGCUUCACGGAGGCCGCCAUGUGCCUAGUGCACGCAGCUGCCUUAGUGGCAGAGUAUCUGAGCAUGCUGGAGGACCACAGCUACCUGCCCGUGGGCAGUGUCAGCUUCCAGAACAUUUCUUCUAACGUGCUGGAGGAGUCUGCCGUCUCUGAUGACACCUUGUCGCCGGAUGAAGACGGGGUGUGCUCGGGCCGGUACUUCACCGAGAGCGGCCUCGUGGGGCUCCUGGAGCAGGCUGCGGAGCUCUUUAGCACGGGAGGCCUGUACGAGAUGGUGAACGAGGUCUACAAACUGGUCAUUCCCAUUCUGGAAGCUCAUCGGGACUUCCGGAAGCUGACCUCCACGCAUGACAAGCUACAGAAGGCCUUUGACAACAUCAUUAACAAGGAUCAUAAGAGAAUGUUUGGAACUUAUUUCCGUGUUGGUUUCUAUGGAUCCAAAUUCGGUGAUUUGGAUGAACAGGAAUUUAUUUACAAAGAGCCUGCUAUAACGAAACUUCCCGAGAUCUCACAUAGACUGGAGGGAUUUUAUGGCCAGUGUUUUGGUGCAGAAUUUGUGGAAGUGAUAAAAGACUCUACUCCCGUGGACAAAACCAAGUUGGAUCCUAACAAGGCCUAUAUACAGAUCACUUUUGUGGAGCCCUACUUUGAUGAGUAUGAGAUGAAAGACAGGGUAACGUCCUUUGAGAAGAAUUUCAACCUGCGCAGGUUCAUGUACACCACGCCCUUCACCCUGGAGGGACGGCCUCGCGGAGAGCUGCACGAACAGCACCGGAGGAACACGAUCCUCACCACCAUGCACGCCUUCCCCUACGUCAAGACCAGGAUCAGCGUCAUCCACAAGGAGGAGCUUGUUUUGACUCCGAUUGAAGUUGCCAUUGAAGACAUGAAGAAGAAGACCCUUCAGCUAGCGGUGGCCAUUCACCAGGAGCCCCCUGAUGCAAAGAUGCUUCAGAUGGUGCUGCAGGGCUCUGUGGGGGCCACAGUAAACCAGGGACCACUGGAAGUAGCCCAAGUGUUCUUGGCUGAAAUUCCAGCUGACCCAAAACUCUAUCGACAUCACAACAAGCUGCGACUGUGCUUUAAGGAGUUCAUAAUGCGGUGUGGCGAAGCUGUGGAGAAAAACAAGCGUCUCAUUACGCCCGACCAGAGGGAGUAUCAGCAGGAACUGAGAAAGAACUAUAGUAAGCUGAAAGAGAACCUCAGGCCUAUGAUAGAGCGGAAAAUUCCAGAACUCUACAAGCCCAUAUUCAGAGUUGAGAGUCAAAAGAGGGACUCCUUCCACAGAUCUAGUUUGAGGAAAUGUGAAAGUCAGUUGUCACAAAGCAGCUAAGGACAGUCACCUUCGCCCACAGAGACUGAAGCCUGUGACCUGAGAGGGACUCGGUGGUACUAAAAACACAGGACACCAGCGGUCCCCAAGACGGCACAUACUCCCUGCCCAGAAACCUGGGGGGCCAAGGAACCAUGGAUGAUGCCCAAAUAUACUCUGACCAAAUCUUGGCCAUGCUGGGGGUGGGGGGAGACAGGUCAUCAAGGAUGACUGUAUAUUUAUUAAAAUGCAUUUUUUUUUACAAUGUUGGACAAAAGAAAGCAUAAGUCGUUUCUACUGAGUGGUCAUAACUUGGCCACCGAAGAAAUGAUUUCCUAUCUUGUCUGAAUUUGAAUUCACAGGGUAAACUCAACUUGUGUAAGGGAAAAGGAGAAAAGUUGUCCACCCAACUUUCCUAGUCUCCCCUUUUCAUAGGAAGGGAAAACAGAUUCUAGGAGAGAUUUCAAUAAGUCUGCAAGGGGAAGCCUCUGAAACCGAAUCAUCAUGAUGGUUGGAGUUCCGAGACUAUUGAAUAGACUAUUAGUGAACAUGUUACCUUCUCAGCCCUUCGGUUAUGGCGGGACUGCUUGUAUAGUUAGCUUUGCUUUAUCAUUAGUGGUGUGUUGACAUCAUUUGCAUUUGUAGAGGAACGCACUGGAAGCACUGUUUAGGAGUUACAUGGUACUGGGCACUCCCGUCAAGCAUGGCUGGAACUUCACUCCUGUAAGUGAAGCAAUCCCCCUGUCACAUUUUUCCUUAUGUCUGUCCUCACCCUCUUUUUCUCCUCUCUGGGACCAAGUGUAUUUUUGAUAAAAAAAAGAUAAUACCUCUGCUUUUGUGUGAGAACAUUGUCCAGUCUUCUGCUAUAAAGUCUCUCCUUUUGACAGUGUACUUUAGGAAAAAGCUGAACAAAGUUCUUGUUUGAGAAUUAAAUUAUAUAUUUUUAAGUAUGA
Messenger RNA from Dipodomys ordii (Ord's kangaroo rat), 7317 nucleotides. RefSeq names its product dedicator of cytokinesis 8 (gene Dock8). The record is from RefSeq and is a predicted model, not a curated record. The coding region runs from base 80 to 6385 and encodes 2101 amino acids. Gene Ontology annotation, biological process: small GTPase-mediated signal transduction; positive regulation of GTPase activity; positive regulation of establishment of T cell polarity. The transcript has 48 exons. NCBI's taxonomy places the organism in Eukaryota, Metazoa, Chordata, Mammalia, Rodentia, Heteromyidae. Gene Ontology annotation, cellular component: cell leading edge. Gene Ontology annotation, molecular function: guanyl-nucleotide exchange factor activity.